AUCCAGUCUUACGUGAUUGGGGCUGUUGUGGUGUUGAGGCAGGCUGUGUCUUCAGGGGCUCCUAAUAGCUUCCCCGCCCAGUGAAACAGGCCGACCCGAUUUUGGAGAUUUGAGAAGAUGUAUGGCUUGAGGUGUCUGAAGACUGCCAAAGCAGUCCCUCUGAAGGAGAUAAACGUCCAAGUGGACAUCAUCGGAUACGUGUCCAAUGUGACGUCUUCUCUGGAGUACCAGAAUGAAAAAGACAACCCUGUUGAGGCAGUCUUCGUGUUCCCGCUGGACGAGUCGAGCGCCGUGUACAAGUUCGAGGCCCUCAUUGAAGGUCGCAGGGUCAUUGGCAAGGUCAAAGAAAAACAGAAGGCGCGGGAAGAAUAUGAUGACGCCAUAGCUAGCGGGGAGGGCGCCUUCCUGUUAGAAGAGGACGACCGCGCCGGAGACGUGUUCAAGUGCAGCGUGGGAAACCUGCCGCCCAAAACGUCGGCGACCGUCCGGCUGAGCUACGUGUCAGAACUGCCGGUGGAGGCUGACAGCUCCCUCAAGUUUGUACUCCCAACUGUCCUCAACCCUCGCUACUCAUCCGGUACAGAAGCUGCGGUCUAUGAUGACACCUACAUGGCUGGGCCGACUGCUGAUGUUUUGACCUCUGACCUUCCUUACGUGCUCAAGCUCAAGGUCAUUGUGUCAUCUCCAAACUCCAUUGACAAGAUCGAGUCCCCGAAGUCUUCCCUUGACGUGACAUAUGGAGGAACUUCUGCUCAGGUGACUCUGAAGGAUGACCACAAGUUUGACUCGGAUGUGGAGCUCUACGUCCACUAUAAGGACAAACACAGACCAUUUGCUGUAACUGAGCUGGGACAGGGAACAGAAGGAUUCAUGGCUGACCACACGGUCAUGCUGACCUUUGUACCUGACCUUUCCCGCGAUGACCUGGUCACGACCUGCGGAGAGUUUAUCUUCAUCCUGGACCGCUCCGGGAGCAUGUCCGGCUCCAACAUCAAGAACGCACGAGAAACCCUGCUCCUGUUUCUAAAGAGCCUUCCCAUUGGUUGUUACUUCAACAUUGUCGGCUUUGGGAGCUCAUACAAGACCUUAUUUAACAACAGUCAAAAGUAUGACAACAAGAGCCUGAAAACAGCCUGCAAGGCUCUGGAGAAGAUGGAGGCAGACCUGGGAGGAACUGAGAUCCUCCAGCCACUACAGUUUGUGUACAAACAACCUGCGAUAGAAGGGCAUCCUAGACAGCUGUUUCUGUUGACCGAUGGAGACGUGUGGGACACACAAGCAUGUGUAAGUGAGGUGGCGAAGCAUGCCGACUCUGCGAGGUGCUUCUCUGUGGGGAUCGGUGAGGGUGCAUCCACCGCACUGGUCAAGGGAGUGGCCAGGGCAGGGCGGGGCAAGGCCGAGUUUGUGUCAGGAACUGACAGACUGCAGGCAAAGGUGAUGCGGCUGCUCAGCUGUGCCCUUCAGCCGACAGUGACAGGUGUCAGCUUGACCUGGCAGCUGCCUGAUGGAGUGACAGCUGUGCCCAUCCCCUCCACACCUCCACCUAUCUUCAGUGGGGACCGCUUCAUCAUGUAUGCGCAGCUACAGGGGCAGCUGCCGGUGGCUGGUACAGAAGGUUCGGUCACCCUGAGUGGACAGGUCCUUCAGGAGGAGAUCAAACACACCCUGAACCUGACCUUACAGCCACAGGACCAGGACAUGCCAGGUGCAGAGGACAGCCCUGAUCCUAAACAGUUACACCGGCUGGCAGCCAAGACUCUGGUUAAAGAGCUAGAGGUGAAACUGGAGAAGGAUGGCGAUAACACAGGCUCAGACAGCGAUAAGACCGUCUCAGACUCGGCCAAGAAACAGAUCGUCGACCUCAGCGUGGCAGCCAACGUCGUAUCAAAGUUCACGUCCUUUAUCGGCGUGGAUAGCGAGCGGGGAGAACCGAUAGAGGGCGCGAUGAUACGGCGUCACAUCCCUCGACAUGCCCCUCUGAUGAACUGUAUAAGCUUUGGCAUGUCACCAGCAGUUGCAUUUUGCGCCGGUCCAAUGGCGAUGGCAGAUUCAUACGAUGAGUGUGAUUACGGCGGAUCGGAGGAUAUGGAGCUCGAGUGCUGCACAGAGACUAUGGGGCUCAAAAGUGAAGAGAGUAAAGAAGGCAUUGCCUCACGAAUCGUUGGAAGCGUAAAGGGCCUGUUUUCGUCAGGUGCAUCAGGGGGCUUUUUCGGUGGGUUGCGUAGACUGGUCGGAGGUGGUCCAGGACCAGGAGCUGCAGCCAGGCCCAUGGUUUUUGCAGGUGGAGGUAUUAGAGGUGGAAGAAUUAGGCUUCGCGGUGGCGGUGGAGGGCCAAAUCCUAACACAGCGAGGUCAGGAAAAAGGGCCGCCAUGAAAGCUGCUCCCCAAAUGAAGAAGGCAAAGUCCAUGCCUAGAACAUCAUCAGGAAAGCCAGCAAGAGCUCUCAAAGCCCGAGCACCCGCUUAUGAUGAUGAUGAUGAUGAUGAUGAUGAUGAUUCAGAAGAAGACAGCGCCACUCCCUCAACUGUCAUCCCGCUACAGAUGGCUGAAGGAUCAUGGGAACUGGAUGGUCACUUGGCGGCUGUUCUAGGGCUGGAGUUGGACAGACUGAAAAAGGAGUGCCCUGUACAGGACAAGACAGUGUGGGCAACAGUGCUAGCUCUGGUCUGGCUCCAUUCCAAGAUGGCAGACAAGAAGGUUGAAUGGCAGAUGCUGGCUCGCAAGGCGACGGCCUGGCUGAAGUCCCACCAGCAGGGCUGGUCCGCGGACGACGUCGUGGGGAAGGCGUGCAGUAUUCUGGGGGCGAAGGUCGACCCUAGUGCCAUCGUAGGCUGAACAAUUCCAUCUUAACCCUUGUCCUGCUGGCAUUCCAGGCACAAUAUUUUUUCAAUAAUUUCAUCCCCAAGUUCUGCAGUGGCAUAGUCAUUUCAUCAUUCAUUGCUGCAAAAGAAAUACCUCCAAAUCGUACCUAUACAGGGUGCUAUAUAGACGGUACCGUAUGUGCAGAAUAACAAUUGUUGUGCUCCGCAGGACAAGGUUAAAUUAACUGUGAUUAUCAUGAAAGUUCAUUUGUGUUCAACUUGG
This is a messenger RNA of Branchiostoma belcheri (Belcher's lancelet), 3084 nucleotides long. Its product is annotated as von Willebrand factor A domain-containing protein 5A-like. The transcript is spliced from 18 exons. Bases 118 to 2835 code for a protein of 905 amino acids. Lineage: Eukaryota; Metazoa; Chordata; Leptocardii; Amphioxiformes; Branchiostomatidae. The record is from RefSeq and is a predicted model, not a curated record.